AUGGGUCCAGACAAGCCUUAUACCCAACCCCAUUCAAAAUCAUCAACACCCUUGGCAUCACCCAAUCAAUUGACAACAAAACAUAAGGAUCAGGUCCCAAAUAAACACAAACCAUCAGCAAAUGAACCCAUGAACAAAGACAACGAUUCACCACCCAUCAAACCCGCCCCCAGCCCUAAACAUAACAUUCUAUUGUUGGAUGAUGAAAAGGAUACCGAUUCAUCAUCUUCAAGCAGCAUCGAAAGGUUCAUGAAAAAACGAAACAUCGAAGUACCAAAAAUCGAACCCAAUGACGUCAAGAAUGAACAAAUUCCCAACCAUACAAAUAAUAAUCCAUAUCGAAUUAUUGAUAACGAGGCAACCGCCAACAUCCAAAAAACACUAAAAUCCAAGAGUCCGGAUCUCCCAAAUGUCGGAGUUUCAACUGCCCAUCCACCACCAUUUAAAUUCACCUUCAAUAGAAACAAAAAAAUAUACAGGAUCAAAUGGCACAACAUAUCAGAUCAAAUACGAAAAUAUAACAGUUCUUUUAUGUGCCAAAGAAACCUAACCCACAACAGGUCACAAACAUUUACAAGGGUACAUCGAAUUUUCAAACAAUCUGGAUGGCUUCCAAGGGAUAAAAUCCAUACCCCACAACAACAAAACACAUAUCGCAGUUGCAUUAGGUUCGAGGGAUCAAAAUCUUAUCUAUUUUAA
Molecule: messenger RNA, 699 nt
Organism: Phytomonas sp. Hart1
Lineage: Eukaryota; Euglenozoa; Kinetoplastea; Trypanosomatida; Trypanosomatidae
Source: the annotation of a GenBank genome assembly